AUGGUGAGAAUUAAAGUCAACGAAGGGGUGUUGGAGGGAAGUAAAGUGGAUAAUGUUUACGGGAAGCCCUAUUUUAGUUUCAAAGGUGUUCCGUACGCUGAGCCCCCUGUUGGCGAUUUGAGAUUUAAGGUAAGGAACCCCACGCCCGAUGAUAGUUUAGGGGCACGAUGGCUCCCGUAUACAGCUGAACAAAAGCAUUAUUUGGACAUUGGAGAGGAACUCACUCCCGGGACAUCUCCGGAUGAAGAGCAGAUGAAGUUCUGGGAAGAUAUGUAUAGAGAGUAUUGCCCACAAAAAUUGUGUACGAUAACAUGUUUUAAAGCAAUAAUGGUUAGAAUUAAAGUGAGCGAAGGGGUGUUGGAGGGAAGUAAAGUGGAUAAUGUUUACGGCAAGCCCUAUUUUAGUUUCAAAGGUAUUCCGUACGCUGAGCCGCCUGUUGGCGAUUUGAGAUUUAAGGCGCCUAAACCUAGAACCCCAUGGAUUGGAGUUCGUGAAGCAAAAGAGCACGGACCUGAAAGUUGUCAAUAUAAUAUUUUGUUACCACAAUCUACGGAAUGCAAAGGUGAUGAAGAUUGCCUAUAUCUAAACGUAUAUACUCCUAACAUUGAACCAGAGAAUCCACUCCCCGUCAUGGUGUACAUUCACGGUGGUGGAUUUGUUUGCGGCAGAGGAAAUUCCGAACAAUAUGGUCCUGAAUUUCUGAUAAAGCAUAAUGUCAUCCUGGUGACGAUAAAUUAUCGUCUAGGUAUACUUGGAUUCCUAUGUCUUGAUACCGAAGAUAUUCCUGGGAACGCGGGAAUGAAAGACCAAGUUGCUGCACUCAGGUGGGUUCAGAAUAACAUUAGCAACUUUGGAGGCGAUCCUGAUAACGUAACUAUUUUCGGCGAAAGUGCUGGAGCCGCCAGUGUAUCUGCACACUUAGUUUCACCGAUGACUAAAGGACUUUUCAAAAGAGCCAUCAUGCAAAGUGGAACAUCUCUUUGUCCAUGGGUACAAACAUAUGGAGCACGUGAUAGGGCUAUCCUACUUGCUAGAGAAUUAGGAUGUGAAUGCAAGGAUGACAAGGAGAUAUAUGAAUUUUUCAAAAACCAACCAGCCCAAAACCUGGUGAAUAAAAGAGUUCAAAUAACGUUCACAGAAAGUGCUAAAUUAUUCCCACAUGUUUGCUUUGGUAUAGUUUCGAACCCCACGCCUGAUGAUAGUUUAGGGGCACGAUGGCUCCCGUAUACGGCUGAACAAAAGCAUUAUUUGGACAUUGGAAAGGAACUCACUCCCGGUACAUCUCCGGAUGAAGAGCAGAUGAAGUUCUGGGAAGAGAUGUAUAGAGAGUAUUGCCCGCAAAAAUUGUGGUAA
Zerene cesonia (dogface butterfly) is the source of this 1353-nucleotide messenger RNA. RefSeq names its product esterase FE4-like. The transcript has 5 exons. The coding region runs from base 1 to 1353 and encodes 450 amino acids. NCBI's taxonomy places the organism in Eukaryota, Metazoa, Arthropoda, Insecta, Lepidoptera, Pieridae. The record is from RefSeq and is a predicted model, not a curated record.